AUGAAGUCACUCUUUUCAAGACUCAUCAUCAAACCCAAACUCUUAAACCUCUUUCUAUCCACCCUAAAACCCUUCUGCACUAAAAACUCUCUAACCCCACUUCCUUUAAAAAAGACCAAACUUUCAAAAAGUAGGGUAAAGGUUGGGGCAAAAAUAGCUGAUGCUGCUCAACUUAAACAAAACUCGUUAAACUCUCUCAACUUUCCUUUACCUGAUGAAACUGAGACUGCAAAUUUGGGCGGAGACGAUUUGACCUGGAAUAAUGUGUUUGAUUCUCCUCACUUGAAAGUAAUGGUUGGAAAAGCAACCCGGAAGCGAUUAGAUGUUAAGUCUAUUGUUCAAUUAAUUCGUAGUUUCCAUUCUCCAAUUGGCACUACUGCAUACAUAGAACAAUCAACCCCAUUCCCACCAGAUGGAAAGCAGGGAUGGUGGAGUGGAGGAUUUGGUUAUGGGAUUUGGGUGUUAGUUGCCUCAGGGUUCUCUGUAGUUCCAGUACCAUCUAUGACAUGGAAGAAUGAAUUUGAACUCGCUUAA
Molecule: messenger RNA, 534 nt
Organism: Dovyalis caffra
Lineage: Eukaryota; Viridiplantae; Streptophyta; Magnoliopsida; Malpighiales; Salicaceae
Source: the annotation of a GenBank genome assembly